AUGCAGACUUAUCACAAAAGUUUUAGGCAGACAUUUGUAAGUUUUAACUAAGCUACUAUAAGAAAUACAAGCAUGAUCUAUAUUAUAAGUGGUACUAAUGACUUUAGCCAGGACUGGGUGGGAGGCCACAUUUUUUUUUAAAUCCACAAGGGCCCGUUCAACUUCUUUCAAAAAACAUUUUUGAGAAAAGCUAAGUACAACUUUGUCCCUCCCCCUCACUCCUAGUCCUGACUUUACCCUUAGCCCUAACCGUUAAAAUAUGUAUAUGUACAUAUAAUAAUUAUGCCAUUUUCAGUUAUACCUCAACCUAAUGUUCAACCUCUCAGCACUAUGUCAUCCAGCAGCUGAAUUUAUUGAACAUUACCUAUGGAAAGAAUGUUCAAGCAUUUACUAUUGUAAUAUCAGACUGUCGAUUUUGCUAGCCAUGUCAUAUAUUGACUUUUUAAGCGUUUACUUUAUGCAGCUCAAGUUUUUCAUCCUGGCAUUCGAAAGGUUGUACGCUUUUCGACGUAGAAGCGUCUACGAACACUUGGAGAAUAGGAUUUCUGCCAAAAUUAUUGGGACUGUUGUAAGUUAUAUUAUACUUUGUAAAUUUCACAAAAUUUUUUUUUAGGUUUUAUCAAGCAUAGUUAUUGUGACAUUCAAAACCAUAAUGUUUGUUCAAUUUGAUACGAAAGAGACAAUGCAUGAACGUUUAUAUAAAGCUUCUUCGUUGUGGAGGUCACCAACUUUUCUUAUCAUGUGCUACACACUCUACUAUUCGUCACUUAUCUUUGCUAUUUUGGUAUGUUCUACCUUACCUUAUUUUAACUCAUUUUAUCUCAUCUUACCCUACAUUACCCUACCCUACCUUACUCUACCCUAUCCUAUCCUACCCUACCCUACCCUACCCUACCCUACCCUACCCUACCCUACCCUACCCUACCCUACCCUACCCUACCCUACCCUACCCUACCUUCCCCUACCCUGCCUUACUUUUUCCUUCCCUACCCUAUACUUCCCUAUUUACGGUAACUUAUCUUGCCAUACCCUGCAUUUCCCUACUCUAUCCUGUUCUGCCAUGCUCUACCCUACUCUACCUUACUUUACCCUGCCUUACCCCACCAUCCCCUAUACAACUUUACCCUGUUUUACCCUAACUUACCUUAUUCUACCUUACCUUACUUUACCAUAACCUUGCCCUUCACUACCCUACCCUACAAUCCCCACCAUAACCUACCUUUUAUAUUUUUUGCUUUUUAAAUUUUUAUAAUAAUUUUUUAAAUUUUAGGUAUUCAAAAACAUAGGACGAAUCCUAAAGUAUUAUCGACGAAAAAGCCAGACCUUGACGGAAAGUUUCGAAAUAAAGCAAACCGAAAACAUCAAUAAGAUAAUGUGGCCUGUUCUGAAAGCUGGGACUAUAUUAGCGACAACUUUAUCUCCAGCUGGCCUUAUCAUCAUACAUCAGGCUUUCUGCCGUAGCACAGUAUUUUGGAGCAGUUUAUAUUAUACUACAAUGAAUGUAGGUUUAUUUUGUGAGCAGAGCAGGGCAGACUUGUCUCAGGGCUGCGCCGGACCUAAUUUUUUGGCUCAGCCCCUUUCAAUUUUGUUUUAGCCCGGUUCGGCCUUUGUGGUCAACUUUUCAUGCCUAUGGCUAUCUAUACCUAUUUUUAAUCAUUAAAGACAAUUUUGUUAGUCACAAAAAACCCCUACUAAAAUAUAAACCAAAUUUCAGCUAAACUACGUCCUCGUAGCCUUAUACGCCUUCUUCUCCACAACAUAUGUCUACUACAACUUUGGUAUCUUAGGUAAAACAACUCUGUAUAAAGUGGAAGUGCUAAAAGACGUCACAACGGUAACGGCGGAACACUUUAGCACAUUGAGAGCACAAUGGAAAUCACAAUAA
Molecule: messenger RNA, 1885 nt
Organism: Bursaphelenchus okinawaensis
Lineage: Eukaryota; Metazoa; Nematoda; Chromadorea; Rhabditida; Aphelenchoididae
Source: the annotation of a GenBank genome assembly